Messenger RNA from Pistacia vera, 1871 nucleotides. RefSeq names its product CBL-interacting serine/threonine-protein kinase 12-like. The record is from RefSeq and is a predicted model, not a curated record. Lineage: Eukaryota; Viridiplantae; Streptophyta; Magnoliopsida; Sapindales; Anacardiaceae. Bases 159 to 1613 code for a protein of 484 amino acids. Gene Ontology annotation, molecular function: protein kinase activity; ATP binding. Gene Ontology annotation, biological process: protein phosphorylation; signal transduction. The transcript has a single exon.
UCCAACCCGUAAGUGUUUAUCAGUCUCACAAACACAAACACAAACACAAACACAAACAACCAAAACAACUUCUCCAACCUUCAAUGCAACAAAACAAUCAUUAGUUCUUCAAAUACCCUUUUUCCUCCACCUCUUUCACAUCCCCGAUUCAUUCAUUUAUGGCACAAACCGCCACCACCGCUACCCCAACCUCCACCCGCACCCGCACCCCCACCAUCUCCAGGUCCAACUCCAACAAAGAACAAAGCCCUCUCUUAGGCCGCUAUGAGGUCGGCAAACUUCUCGGUCAUGGCACCUUCGCCAAAGUCUACCACGCACGCAACAUCAAGUCCGGCGAAAGUGUGGCCAUCAAAGUUAUUGAUAAAGAAAAGAUUUUGAAAAGUGGACUCAUGGCACACAUCAAGCGUGAGAUCUCAAUUCUUCGUAGAGUUCGCCACCCCAACAUCGUGCAAUUGUUUGAAGUGAUGGCCACUAAGUCCAAGAUCUAUUUUGUUAUGGAAUAUGUUCGGGGUGGUGAACUCUUUAACAAGGUUGCCAAAGGAAGAUUAAAAGAAGAUCUUGCGAGGAAAUACUUUCAGCAGUUAAUUUCAGCCGUCGGAUUUUGCCAUGCGCGCGGCGUUUACCAUCGUGAUUUGAAACCUGAAAAUUUGUUACUUGACGAGAAUGGUGAUCUUAAAGUUUCUGACUUUGGACUUAGUGCUGUGUCCGAUCAGAUUCGUCAAGAUGGUUUGUUUCACACUUUUUGUGGGACUCCAGCUUAUGUGGCUCCGGAGGUUUUAGGGAGAAAAGGUUAUGAGGCAGCUAAGGUAGAUAUUUGGUCUUGUGGGGUGAUUCUAUUUGUGUUAAUGGCUGGUUAUUUGCCUUUUCAUGAUCAAAAUAUUAUGGCUAUGUAUAAGAAGAUUUAUAAGGGUGAAUUUAGAUGUCCAAGAUGGUUUUCUCCUGAGUUAACCAGGCUUUUAUCAAGGUUACUUGAUACUAAUCCUGAGACAAGAAUUACUAUUCCGGGAAUCAUGGAGUUCAGAUGGUUUAAAAGAGGGUUUAAGCAUAUAAAGUUUUAUAUAGAGGAUGAUAAGCUCUGUAAUGUUGAGGAGGAUGAUGAGACGGAUGUGGGAUCAUCAUCUGAUCAAUCAUUGUCCGAAUCAGAAUCUGAAAUGGAAACAAGAAGGAAAUUAACUUCGUUACCCAGACCAGCUAGUUUGAAUGCAUUUGAUAUUAUAUCCUUUUCUCCUGGAUUUGAUUUAUCUGGAUUAUUUGAAGAGGGAGGAGAGGGUUCGAGAUUUGUGUCUGGAGCUCCGGUUUCAAAGAUUAUAUCCAAAUUGGAGGAGAUUGCUAAGGUGGUGAGUUUUACAGUGAGGAAGAAGGAUUGUAGAGUGAGUUUGGAGGGGUCUAGAGAAGGUGUAAAAGGGCCUUUGACAAUUGCAGCUGAAAUAUUUGAAUUAACACCGAAAUUGGUGGUACUGGAGGUAAAGAAGAAAGGAGGAGACAGAGGAGAAUAUGAAGAAUUUUGUAAUAACGAAUUGAAACCGGGGUUGCAAAAUUUGAUGACGGAGGAAUCAGAAUCUGCAGUUGUUUCUGCUGUUGAUGCUUCUCAUUUGCCCUCGGAUACUGAGUAGAGAGACAGGCAGGCCUCUGUAUGAUGUACUCCUUUUUUUUUUUUUUUUCCUAAUUGCUUUGAUUGUUCUCUUGUGCUACUUAAAUAGAUGCUAUUAUGUAUUGUAUGUUAUGUUCUUAUGUCGAGAUGAUUAGAUUAGUAUACGGAAAAUGAAAAUACAAGUUUCUACUGAUCUUCGCACUUUGGUGGGUGCCUUAUAUGUUGUUUUCUAUCAAUAUCUAAUUGAAAUGAUGAAUGGAUAUAUGCACUUUCCUUUUUC